This is a messenger RNA of Thlaspi arvense, 723 nucleotides long. The record is from the annotation of a GenBank genome assembly. NCBI's taxonomy places the organism in Eukaryota, Viridiplantae, Streptophyta, Magnoliopsida, Brassicales, Brassicaceae.
AGAAGAUUGCUGCAGCGUGGGACUGGGACAGGGACUCAAUUCUCCGGUAACCAAACGGAGACAAAGCGCCUACGUUUCCAUUCUCAGUCGAAUCUGAAAAUCUCUGCGUCAACUAUGGCCUCGUCAGUCGCUCUGUCUCCACCCUCUACUUCAUGCUCUUCCUUCCCAGAAACACUAUCUCACUCCACUAAACCUAAUCGAAACAUGUUCAUCGUCCAAUUCCAGCUCCAUCGAACCUAUUCCCCUAUCCAAGCUUCCAGACGAAUCUCCCAUUUCCCCGAGGAAGGUAGUGGUUUGGUGGAUGAUCCGCGAAAUUGGGGCCGCAAACAAGGACUCUCCAAGGAAGAGUAUGACGAUUUUGAUGAAGAAGACGACGAGGAUAGCGAAGAAGAUCGGAGUUUGGAUCUCCUCGUGAGGUUCGUUCAGAAUGUGUUCAAGAAGAUUUCGAGGAAAGCGAGGAAGGCUGUCCGAUCUGUUCUUCCUGUAACCAUCUCCACCAAAUUGGUUGGUUUUUCCGUUGAUGGAGUGAUAAUGUUGGCAUUUCUGUGGGUUCUGAAGGCAUUCCUUGAGGUGGUUUGCACGCUUGGUAGCAUAGUGUUUGUAAGCAUCUUGUUGAUCCGUGGUAUAUGGUCGGGUGUAUCCUAUUUACAAGAAAGUCGCAAAUAUAGAGUGAAUGAAUUUGACGAUGAUGAUCAUGCAUGGACUGGGGCACAGCCUGCAUCA